AUGGCGUUCAAGCAACAUGCCUCCAAGCGCAGUGCGCAAAGUUCUAAUAAUACAAGCUUAAAUACGCCCACUAAAGCAGUUCAACCGAAAAUAUCAAAACCUAACAAUACACCAGAUAAAACAACGGAAGAAGAAGGCGGGCAAAGCAACAAACUAGAUGAAAUUCACAAUACAUUGAAAAUAAUGAUGAAGAAACUUGACAAGCUCGACGUGAUAGAAGGCAGAAUGAAGACCCUCGAAGAAGAUUUAAGAGAUGUAAAAACAUCCAUGGAAUAUGCUCACGCAGAAAUUACGGAUUUAAAAACAUCACAUGAAAUAACAACGACCUUCAACAAAGAAACUAAGGCAAGACUGGACAAACUGGAGAAAGAAAAUGCGGAUUUACACAAUGGCAUCAUUGACCUUAAAGCCCGGUCAAUGCGUGACAACUUAAUUUUUUAUAACCUCCCCGAAAUUGAACAUGAAAACACGACCGAAAUGAUACAUCAGCUACUAGAAGACAAAUUGGGUAUGAAAGACGCAAAAGCGCAAGUCAAGAUCGAUAGAUCGCACAGAUUGGGCCGUAAAAGACAGGGAAACCCAAAACCGCGUCCAAUAGUAGCUAAAUUUAACUACCAUCAGGACAAAGAAUUCAUCAGGCGAAAUGCCAAUAAGUUGAAAGGAACAAAAAUUGGGAUAUCAGAACAGUUCCCGGAUGAAAUCGCUAGAGUACGACAAGCAUUAUAUCCGGAACUCAAAAAGGCGAAAGCUGAGGGGAAAAGAGCAAGAAUUGUGAAAGACAAGCUGAUUAUUGAGGGAAUUGUUUUCAAUCCGACAAGGCCGACAUGA
Paramuricea clavata is the source of this 828-nucleotide messenger RNA. Lineage: Eukaryota; Metazoa; Cnidaria; Anthozoa; Malacalcyonacea; Plexauridae. The record is from the annotation of a GenBank genome assembly.